Penicillium olsonii is the source of this 1752-nucleotide messenger RNA. The record is from the annotation of a GenBank genome assembly. NCBI's taxonomy places the organism in Eukaryota, Fungi, Ascomycota, Eurotiomycetes, Eurotiales, Aspergillaceae.
AUGUCACCACACGCAAUUCAAGAAAAUGAAGUUCCCACGGGGACAAACAACUGGUGGAAAGAGGCUACUGUCUACCAGGUCUAUCCAGCUUCCUUUUAUGACUCCAAUGGUGAUGGCUGGGGCGACAUCCCCGGUGUUGUUGAGAAAGUCCCCUACCUGCAGUCGUUAGGCGUCGAUGUCGUGUGGUUAUCGCCAAUGUAUGACUCGCCCAUGCACGACAUGGGCUAUGAUGUCUCCGACUAUGAAAACGUGCUACCCGCAUAUGGAACCGUGCAAGAUGUGGAGAACCUCGUGGAAGCUUGCCAUUCGCGAGGCAUGAAAGUCAUCCUGGAUCUUGUCGUCAAUCACUCCAGCGAUCAACAUGCUUGGUUCCAAGAAAGCCGGAGCAGCAAAGACAACGAAAAGCGUGACUGGUACUUCUGGCGCCCGCCUCGAUAUGAUGAUGCUGGAAACCGGAUGCCCCCGAGUAAUUAUCGGGGUUAUUUUGCCGGCAGCACGUGGACUUGGGAUGAGAAGACAGAAGAAUACUACCUACACCUCUACGCCAAAGAGCAACCUGAUCUUAACUGGGACAACAAAGCCACGCGUGAGGCCAUUUACAACAGUGCUGUUCGCUUUUGGCUCGAUAAAGGCGUCGAUGGCUUCCGAGUUGACACCGUCAACAAAUACAGCAAGCAUACAGACUUCCCCGAUGCCCCUGUCACGGAUCCCAAGAGCUAUAUACAACCUGCCAUUGGGAUGUGGUGUAAUGGGCCUCGAAUUCACGAGUUCCUGCGUGAGAUGUACGACGAUUCGUUCGCUCCCUACGGGGAUGUCAUGACAGUCGGCGAGCUUGCCAAUACUCCCGAUCCAAAGAAUGUCCUUGAGUACGUGGGUGCGUCUGCCAAGCAACUGAGUAUGGUGUUUCAUCUGGACAUUGGACACAUUGGCAUGGGACCCAGUCUGGAAGAAAAAUACAUCUUGACUCCGUGGAAGCUGACCAAGAUGAAAUCGAUCGUGGAGAAAUGGCAGACCUUCAUCGAAGGCACCGAUGGUUGGACAACUGCGUUUUGCGAAAACCAUGAUAAUGGGCGGUCCGUCUCGCGCUUUGCAUCGGACUCUCCGGAGUUCCGAGAGAUCUCUGCCAAGAUGCUUGCUCUAAUGAUGGUUACCAUGACCGGCACUCUGUUCAUCUAUCAAGGUCAAGAGAUCGGCAUGAUCAAUGCCCCUCGUGAAUGGCCCAUUGAGGAGUAUAAAGAUAUCGAAGGGCUGGGCUACUACCGCGAAGCAGAGCGGCAAAGUGCUGGAGGCGAUACCACGCGCAAAGAUCUCAUCAUGAAUGGUCUUCGUACUCUGGCUCGUGACCACUCCCGAUUGCCGAUGCAAUGGGAUGACUCCGCCCACGCCGGCUUCACUACCGGGCAGCCAUGGAUGCGUGCGCAUGAUCUUUACAACGAGAUUCAUGUGAAGAAACAAGAAAAUGAGUCAUCCAGUGUGCUCUCAUUUUGGAAAGAUGUUCUGCGUCUGAGAAAAGAGCAUCGAGAUCUCUUUAUCCAUGGUGCAUUCGAGGUUCUUGACUAUGACAAUCUAGAAACGUUUUGCUUUGUCAAGUCCAGAGAUGACGCACGGGCAUUGGUUGUUCUCAACUUCACGGACCAAGCGCAACCAUUCACUCAGGUUGAUAAGACUAGGGGCAUGAAACUACUAGUGGGAAACUAUGCUGAUUCGCCACUCGAAACGUUGAAGGCCUUUGAAGGGCGUGUUUACAUAUAG